ACAGAUUUACUGUCUCUUCAGGGAGGGGCUGAGAAUUUACUCAAGCAAGUCAACCUAGGGAGUGUGAGAAAAAAGAAUGGAUUUGAAAGGAGCGAUGUUCGAUUCAGGGCUAUCCAAGGAAGAAAGUUCAUCUUUAAAGUUCACUUCUUCAACCAGAAAAUUAAUAAAACAUAGCACACCUGUGGAUACCACACUAUCUAAAAGCAUGAUUUCCAUAGAAAGUAUAUCUUACCUAAAAGAAGCUGGAAGUGAAAAGGGAACUCCUGUGGGGUCUCCCCUGACCAAAACAGCAUUUCUAGAAUUUUCAACUCAUCCAGAAACAAGAAGUCUUAAGACUAUUGGCCAAAGGAAGAGACUCUCUACAGUAUCUGCUUCUGAGGAAUCUGAUGCAGAAGUACAAAAUAGUUUGAACCUCUCUUCAGCCAAGCAGGGCCAUCAAAUUCCUGAUCCAUCAACCAAGAAACAGAAUGAGAUGUCCUUCGGAAAAUGGUGCUGUUAUGGAUUACCUGGAAUAAAGGACCCUCCUAAAAGAAAAGGCCAUUUGAAGAAGAGACGUGUGGCAAAUGACUUGAGUCCAUGGGAAAUUCAUCAACUCCAAAACAUUGAAGAAGCCACACACCAUGAAUUAGUUGUUGAAGAAAGCCCUAUAAGUGGAUUCUCUUUGAAACUUCUAUAACUUCUUCCUAUAUAAAGAUUUC
This is a messenger RNA of Trichosurus vulpecula (common brushtail), 698 nucleotides long. RefSeq names its product coiled-coil domain-containing protein 201-like. The record is from RefSeq and is a predicted model, not a curated record. The coding region runs from base 77 to 676 and encodes 199 amino acids. NCBI's taxonomy places the organism in Eukaryota, Metazoa, Chordata, Mammalia, Diprotodontia, Phalangeridae. The transcript is spliced from 3 exons.